GCUGCAGCGAAUAUGGCGGCUUGCAUCUGAUAGAAAGUGAGGAAUCUCUCAUCAAAACACCCUGCUGCAAACGUUUAGGUCACUGUGUUUGCGACUUCAUCUGCAGCAGAGUGGUCAUCAUGGGCCGGACACCACAAAAAGAUCAAAAAGAGGAGAAGAAGGAGAGACGCAGCAGCAUCACAGCAGGCUCUGCCCUCGACAAGUCGAAUGAGCCGUUCAGCUGGGAAGACUACCUGAGAGAAACCUCCUCCGUUGCAGCAUCGCCUACUUGCUUCAAACAGUCCAGAGUCCCCCCCUCCAAUGACUUUAAAGCAGGAAUGAAACUUGAAGCACGGGACCCUCGUAACUCUAAUUCAGUGUGUAUCGCCACGGUGAUGGGCAUGAUGGGUACUCGCCUUCGCCUGCGUCUGGAUGGUAGUGACAACACUAAUGACUUCUGGAGGCUUGUUGACUCAUCAGACAUCCAACCAAUAGGAACCUGUGAAAGGAACGGAGACAUGCUGCAGCCGCCUCUGGGUUUCAGGAUGAAUGCAUCCUCAUGGCCGAUGUUCCUCUUGCGAACUCUCAGCGGUGCAGAGAUGGCUCCUGCCUCAGCUUUUAAGAAGGAACCAGCAAGUCCUCCUAAAAACUACUUCCAGCCUGGCAUGAAGCUGGAGGCUGUGGACAGGAAGAACCCCUACCUGAUUUGUCCUGCCACAGUGGGGGAAGUCAGAGGUCAGGAGAUUUUUGUCAUGUUUGACGGGUGGCGUGGCGCCUUUGAUUACUGGUGCCCGUUUGACUCCAGAGACAUCUUUCCGGUCGGUUGGUGUACCUUGACGAAACACAGCUUGCAGCCACCCGGAAACUUCUUUACCCUCCCUAGUGCACUUCUUGCUCCAGUUUCUUCCACCUCAGCAACACACCGCUCCUCUUUCAACUCCUCCUCCUCCUCCAUGCAGACCUCAUACCGACUCCCCAACCCCUUGCCACCCCUCCCCGUUCGAAAGGGUGUCCGAGGUCGUCGUCCCAAAUCCCAGACUAUUGCUUUGCUGAAGGCAGCAGCUGAAGCUGCGGCAGCAGCAGCAGUAAAUGGAGGAUCACAGAGCCCAGCCAGAACUAGCUCUGAGACUCAACUGGCCCCCAGACCACACAAGAAGAGAGGGCCCAAGCCUAAGGGCAAGAAGAAGCCUCAGGUGGGGCAAUCCUUGGGGGCAUCACCAGUUGCAACUCCACCUCCAGAGACCAGAUUGAGUGCCAGCCAUGUCUCAGUGGACAGCAACUUCAGCAACAGCUCAAAUGUAGUUUGCACAGUGUGUGUCUAUGUUAACAAGCAUGGGGACUAUGGCCCUCAUCUUGACCGAAAACUAGUGCAGCAGCUGCCAGACCACUUUGGUCCAGCACCAGUCAACGCAGUCCUUCAGCAGGCGGUUCAGGCCUGUGUGGACUGUACAUAUCUGCCCUCUGUGCUGCUGUCGUUUCUUCAGAGCCAGUCCCAUACAGGAGGAGAGGUCAUCAGAGUUCGGUCUGAGCAUGGUAUCCGCUAUGUGAAGCUGCCGUCCGUUUCCAGUGCGUCCUCUGUGCUGCGGUUUUUGGAGAACAUGUGCCAACAUCUGGAGAGUGACAGUCUGUUCAGCUCACAGCCAUUCAGCCCCUACAGCAACAACACUCGUUUCUACAGCAGAACAAAGUCAGAACCAUCGUCCAUCACUGAGAACGGCCUGUCUAAUGAUGACUCCACGAAGGAUCGAAGUCACAGCACCCGUCCCCUUCAAAACACAUUGGACUACAGAGCAGCAAAGAGGGAGCGUCCAUAUUUCCCUGGAAACACACAAACGGCCCCACCCCUUCGAUGUGUCAGCUCCAACCCAACUGACUCAAUAGGUACACACAGACGAGUGGAAGCAGCUAGCUCAACAACAGGUCCAGACCAUAUGAAGCAGGACAAAGACGGUUCAGGGAACAAUGCUUCUUCCUGGUCAGUUGAAGAUGUCAUACGGUUUGUCCAGGAGGCUGAUCCACAAACUCUCGGCCCACAUGUUGACCUGUUCAGGAAACAUGAGAUUGAUGGCAAGGCACUGAUGCUGCUGCGGAGUGACGUCAUCAUGAAGUACAUGGGACUGAAGUUGGGCCCAGCACUCAAACUGUGUCAUCAUAUUGAGAAACUGAAGCAGACCAAACAGUAGAGGAUGACAGCAUUCUUCUCACUGGCAACCAAACACACAAUCCGGGGCGCACUGCAGCAUAGAUCCACCAUGGACUGAGGUCAUGUUCCUGGUAUUGUUUAUGAAUAUUGGCCUUUAGGAACAUGGCAGUAGAUUUAAUAAUUUAAUCCUAUAAAUGUCCAAUCAAUUUUCAGACUUAUAUUUAUCGCAAUAUAGAGAAGAUUUUAAAUCAGAAUUUUAACUUUCAGGUUUAGAGAAUUCAUAGAAAGUACAAGUACACAAUAAAAUGAUAAAACUGAUGUAUCAAAAGUCAAUUUACUUUAACAAAAGAAUAUUUCCUUUGUCACUUCACUGUCUUUGAAAUGCUAGCAACUGCCAUUAACAGAGUUUUCUGUUUUUUAAUUUAUGGACCACAGUGUAAAACUGAAUAAGCAUACAGCUAUCCGUAUCGUAAAUCUGAACAUGGACUGAAUUUUAUUCAUGUAUAUCUCUUUUUGCCCUAAUAUAAAUUACUGGAUGCCACAAUUUACAAGUCUUGGUCAAUUUAACUCUACACACGUACACAGACAAACAUGUUAUUUAUUUUUUUCUUUCCUUUUUAAACUGUCUUAAAUGUAACUUUAAACAUUAUAAACAAACACUUGUUUCCUUGGUCCAAAUUUCGUGGAGGGACAUGCUGCGAUAAAGGCUGACAAAGCUGGUUUAGGUACGAGCAGUGAAUGUCUUGCUGCAUUAUUUCAGUCAGUGCAAAAGAAAGAGAAAAAGAGUCUGAAUGACUGCAUCUGUUACAGAUAGCUACAUUAGUUGCAUGCCAGUGAAUGGAUGAGCACGACUGCUAACAGGUACUGAACAGCAGGAGUGGCCGUUUAUGUGAGUUAGAAGUGUUAAAUGGGAUUUAUGCCAAAACUGAUAAAGUUGUUUGCUGAAGUCAAUCGUGGCAGAAAAAAAUUCUUGUCCUCAGACACUUACGUUUUUAUUAACAGAGAUUAUAUAUUAAUGUUAGCAGAUUGGGCACCGAUUGAUUUGAGUGGUGGCAAUCUCAUUUUAUUAACAAAACAAACAAAAAAAAACAAACAAACAAAAAAAAAACCUUUCCCCAGAUGUAAAUCGGAAGUGCAGCCUGUAGAAGUAGGGGAACUGUUACUGAAGAAUUAUGUCUCUUUUUUGUGUUUUUCUGCAUGCUGGAGGCCAGUGGCAGCUUGAGCACUAGUGGGGCUGUAUUGUGCUUUGACAGUCACACAAUCAAACACACUUUAGAGCUACACUCACAACUGGAGAGGUGUUUUUUCAAUAAAAUGAGUGACAUCAUUGAUCGUCAAGUCUUAUUGCUGUACAGACAGAAUAUGAUGGAAAACAGUUUUUGUACAAAGUUAAACAAAGUUAUUCUUUAAGAUAUCAUUUUGUACUGUAACAAAGUGUAUCAAGCAUAAAUGUAAUCAUUUUUUUCUGCCUGAAAUAGUUUUUGUGUGUGCCAUCAAAUAACUACCUGCAGGAUGAUAGUGUGUCUGAGUAAUUAUUCACGUUUCAAGUGUUCAUCUGUUUUUGAUUGCAGAAAUACUCAGUUUUCUGAACAUUUCAGAAUAAUUUUUUAAACCAAAUCAUGUUGUAUCAUGUCUAUUGUAGCUGCAUUUCACACUGUUGCUCUCCUGUAGUGGUAACAAGUUGAUACUUGAAACCGUCUUGCUUUAAUGUGAAUCUCAGGAUUUUAGUAAAGGUUGUUUCUUCUUAGAAAAUGUUUCACAUCAUUAACAUUUCAUGCUCAUUACUACAGCAUAUAGCGACUGCACAAUAACCAAUUAUGUAUAUUUUUAAUGCUUUGUCAUGUAUUGCUCUCUAGUGUAUUGAUACAACUUUUUACUGAGCUCAGUAAGAAAUGUUUCUUAAAAACUGUAUGUUUGCAAUGCAUUCACACAAUUAAACAUUUGUUUACGUCA
Melanotaenia boesemani (Boeseman's rainbowfish) is the source of this 4075-nucleotide messenger RNA. RefSeq names its product Scm polycomb group protein like 2 (gene scml2). Gene Ontology annotation, biological process: regulation of DNA-templated transcription. Gene Ontology annotation, cellular component: nucleus. Gene Ontology annotation, molecular function: protein binding. Bases 120 to 2162 code for a protein of 680 amino acids. The record is from RefSeq and is a predicted model, not a curated record. NCBI's taxonomy places the organism in Eukaryota, Metazoa, Chordata, Actinopteri, Atheriniformes, Melanotaeniidae. The transcript has 14 exons.